UGUGCUGCUGUGCGUUGAUUUCAGAUAAUGAAGAGCGAGGUGCUGAGAGUUACCCAUGAGCUGCAGGCCAUGAAGGAUAAGAUCAAAGAGAACAGUGAGAAGAUUAAAGUGAACAAAACCCUGCCUUACCUUGUUUCCAAUGUAAUUGAGCUACUGGAUGUUGACCCCAAUGACCAGGAAGAGGAUGGAGCAAAUAUUGAUCUGGAUUCCCAGAGAAAGGGCAAGUGUGCUGUGAUUAAAACCUCCACACGGCAGACCUAUUUCCUGCCUGUGAUCGGGUUAGUUGAUGCUGAGAAGCUGAAGCCUGGAGACUUAGUGGGUGUGAACAAAGACUCUUACUUGAUCCUGGAGACUCUCCCUACUGAAUAUGAUUCACGAGUGAAAGCUAUGGAGGUGGAUGAGAGGCCCACAGAGCAGUACAGUGACAUCGGGGGCCUGGAUAAACAGAUCCAAGAGCUGGUGGAGGCCAUUGUCCUACCAAUGAAUCAUAAGGAGAAGUUUGAAAACCUGGGUAUCCAGCCCCCGAAAGGUGUGCUCAUGUAUGGGCCACCUGGAACAGGGAAGACCCUGCUAGCAAGAGCAUGUGCUGCCCAGACAAAGGCAACAUUCCUGAAGUUGGCAGGCCCACAGUUAGUGCAGAUGUUCAUUGGAGAUGGAGCCAAGCUAGUUCGAGAUGCCUUUGCACUGGCCAAGGAGAAAGCUCCUUCUAUCAUCUUCAUUGAUGAGCUGGAUGCUAUUGGCACCAAGAGAUUUGACAGUGAGAAGGCUGGCGACCGGGAAGUACAGAGGACUAUGCUGGAACUUCUGAACCAACUUGAUGGAUUCCAACCCAACACACAAGUCAAGGUGAUUGCUGCAACCAACCGUGUAGAUAUCCUGGACCCUGCUCUGCUUCGCUCUGGACGCUUAGACCGCAAGAUUGAGUUCCCGAUGCCCAAUGAGGAGGCCAGAGCUAGGAUUAUGCAGAUCCAUUCACGCAAGAUGAAUGUCAGCCCUGAUGUGAAUUAUGAGGAGUUAGCUCGCUGCACAGAUGACUUCAAUGGAGCACAGUGCAAAGCUGUGUGUGUGGAAGCAGGGAUGAUUGCACUUCGCCGUGGUGCCACAGAGCUCACUCAUGAGGACUACAUGGAAGGAAUCCUGGAGGUUCAGGCUAAGAAAAAAGCUAAUCUGCAAUACUAUGCCUAACUCUGCUCUGUAGUCAGGUAUUGUGGCCUUGACAGAAUUGGACAGACUGGAAUGUGAGAAGACUGAACUAAACAGAGGAUGGUUAAGAUUA
Pelodiscus sinensis (Chinese soft-shelled turtle) is the source of this 1276-nucleotide messenger RNA. Lineage: Eukaryota; Metazoa; Chordata; Testudines; Trionychidae. The record is from RefSeq and is a predicted model, not a curated record.